This is a messenger RNA of Diversispora eburnea, 261 nucleotides long. The record is from the annotation of a GenBank genome assembly. NCBI's taxonomy places the organism in Eukaryota, Fungi, Glomeromycota, Glomeromycetes, Diversisporales, Diversisporaceae.
AUGCACGAAGUUUGCGAACUAGCCGAAUUUAAGUUUGGCGAAAUUAUUGACCUGGAAAAGUGGUCAAAUAUUGAAACCAUUCUUAAUUGUCCUAAAACAACUAUUUGCAAAAACAAACCACAACUGCCUGGUAAACCACCUAACUUGAAUAAGAGAAAUAUUAGACAAUCUUGUAAAAAUAGUUUAUAUAGUCAAGCACGAAAAAGAAUAACUUUGUUAUUCGAAAAAAUAUUAAAAUGGUGUUGUACUAGAAAAGAUUAA